AUGCCUGAUGAUGAAGAGGAACAAGGAGAGAGUAUGGAGAAUGAAGUUGAAAAAAGUGAGCAAAGCAGUUCAAAAUUAUCACCAUCAAAUUAUGCUCCAGUUAUCCAUACGUCAACGAAUCUCUAUCAACUGGCGGAUAUUGCAACGAUGGCGCCUGACAUAGCAGCGUUGACUGUACGUGAUGAUGAAGAGGUGGCCGAAUCGGAUCGAAUGGCCGAAGAACGGUGGAGCAGAAUUUGUGAAUCGCUGUCC
Anisakis simplex (herring worm) is the source of this 252-nucleotide messenger RNA. Lineage: Eukaryota; Metazoa; Nematoda; Chromadorea; Rhabditida; Anisakidae. The record is from the annotation of a GenBank genome assembly.